UGAAGGGUGGCCGUGUUCCCCGCGCGUGAGGCGGGCUAGCGGCGUCCCGAGAGACCAUGGAGCAGGAUCGGGGGGAGUUGGCAUCUACUCCUUGCCACAAGACUUCACCCUUGGAGCGGAUGGAGGAGGAAGGUGAUAAUGACGAGGAGGAGGACGAAAUGGACAUCUUUCGGGUUUAUGAGAACUUCCAAGGCUUCAACAGCAGCAUGGGCAGUGACAGCAGCUCCUGUCUGGAGGAGUCUAGUGAUGAUGAGGUGGCAAACCAGGAACCUGGAGAGCUUCCAACCUCUCCUGUACAACAGCCAUCCACAGGCUGGCCCACAGAUGACAGUGGCUCAGAGCCAGCUGUGUGCGAGAUGUGUGGGAUUGUGGGCACCAGGGAAGCUUUCUUUUCCAAGACCAAACGUUUCUGCAGUGUCUCCUGCUCUAGAAGCUACUCCUCAAACUCCAAAAAGGCCAGCAUCCUAGCUAGACUGCAGGGAAAGCCACCAACGAAGAAAGCAAAAGUCCUGCACAAAGCAGCCUGGUCAGCCAAGAUUGGGGCCUUCCUGCAUUCCCAGGGCACAGGACAUCUGGCAGAUGGGACACUGACAGGCCAGGAUGCACUCGUCCUGGGCUUUGACUGGGGGAAGUACCUGCAGGAGCAUGGCUUCAAGGCAGCUCCUGUCAGCUGCUUCAAACAUGUGCCACUCUUUGAUCAGUGGGAUGAUGUGGUGAAGGGUAUGAAGGUGGAAGUGCUGAACAGUGAUGCAGUGCUGCCCAGCCGCGUGUACUGGAUCGCGUCCGUCAUCCAGACUAUAGGGUACAAGGCCCUUCUGCGAUAUGAGGGCUUUGAGAAUGAUGCUGGCCAUGACUUCUGGUGCAAUUUGGGUACAGUGGAUCUUCACCCCAUUGGCUGGUGUGCCAUCAACAGCAAAAUUCUGGUGCCACCACAAACUAUCCAUUCCAAGUACACUGACUGGAGAAGUUACCUCAUGAAAAAACUGGUGGGAGCCAGGACCAUCCCAGUGGAUUUCCACAUGAAGAUGGCGGAGAGCAUGAAGUACCCCUUCCGGCAGGGCAUGCGAGUGGAGGUGGUGGACAAGACCCACGUGUCCCAGACGCGCAUGGCGGUGGUGGACACCGUCAUUGGCGGCAGGCUGAGGCUCCUCUACGAGGAUGGCGACAGCGAUGACGACUUCUGGUGCCACAUGUGGAGCCCCCUCAUCCAUCCUGUGGGCUGGUCACGAAGAGUGGGCCACAGCAUGAAGAAGUCAGAAGAAAAACGAAGUGACAUGGCAAACCAUCCCACCUUCCGGAAGAUCUACUGUGAUGCUGUCCCCUAUCUGUUUAAGAAGGUACGAGCUGUCUAUGCUGAAGGUGGAUGGUUUGAGGAAGGCAUGAAACUGGAGGCCAUUGACCCCUUGAAUUUGGGCAACAUUUGUGUGGCCACUGUUUGCAAGAUCCUCUUGGAUGGGUAUCUCAUGAUCAGCAUUGAUGGAGCCACGUCUGAUGAUAGCUCUGACUGGUUCUGCUAUCACGCCUCCUCACACGCGAUCUUCCCUGUCAACUUCUGCCAGAAGAACAACAUCGAUCUGACCCCUCCAAAAGGGCAAGAUGCAAAGACUUUCAGCUGGGAAAGUUACUUGGAGAAGACUAAAUCAAGACCUGCUCCAGCACGGCUCUUCAACACAGACUGCCCAAACCAUGGCUUCAAGGCAGGCAUGAAGGUGGAAGCGGUGGACCUGAUGGAGCCCCGGCUGAUCUGCGUGGCCACGGUGAAGCGCGUAGUCCACCGUCUCCUCAGCAUCCAUUUUGAUGGCUGGGACAAUGAGUAUGACCAGUGGGUGGACUGCGAGUCUCCAGACAUUUACCCUGUGGGGUGGUGUGAGCUGACAGGCUACCAGCUUCAGCCACCUGUUGCUCUAGAGCCCUCAACUCCAGUGAAGGCCAAGGAGGUGCCCAAGAAGAAGAAGAAGAAACCCUUUGGAAAGAAGAGAAAAAAGUUGCCUGCCAGAACCCGCACCGUCAAGCAGCCUGCCAAGAAGCCUCCUGCCUCCAGGACAAGACAGGAAGCAAAAGCUGCCAGCAGGUCUUUGCCAGAGCCCACACCUGAUGAGAUCAUUGUUGUGCAAGUGAAAGAAGAAAAUAUUGACCCCUUGGAGGCAGAGUUUGGAGCCACAGAGCUUCCUGUUCCUGUCAGCAGCAUAAAGCAGGAGGUCACAGAAUGAUCCUGUAGUAUCCCUCAGCUGCCCACAGCAGCCUCCACUUCACCUUGUGGCUCUCUGGGGAAGAUCCAGCAAAAGGGAGCAGAAGACUAAAAGGGCCUUCCCUUUUGGAGCAGGCCAGCCUGAAGAAUCACAACUCUGCUUUCCUAGUGUGCAGGGAAAUUUUCCCCAGACUUGUAAUUUUAAGCCCUGGGAAACAGACUCCAGAAAGGCCACAGGCACGCUGAGGAGCACGACCGGGGUGGCUGCUGGGGUUGUACGUGCCUGGCUCUGAUGGCACCUUUCUGAGCAGGAGCUCCCAGUGAGAAAAGAGGCUGCCAGAGCACAAAGGGGCAGUUUGGGUUCCUGGCUGUGGCUGGAGGUGGUGAGCUGCAGUCUGGGGAGAUGUGUGCAGGUCACAUAUGUCAACAAAUCAGCUGCCCUCAUAGGACAGAUGCUGUGUGUGGUCCCUGUCCGGGCCCUGCAACCCGCAGGAAAGUCAGGAUGUGGAAGAGUGGAAAGAGGUAAGAAAACAAUGGAUGAUCAUGCCUCUUGAGGGAGCAAAAGACCUUUCUGAGUGUCAUCAUUUCUUGCUUGAGAACUCAGAAUUGCAGAGGACAUGGUGCACAGUUUUUCAGUUUUUUAGUAGUUCUACUGUAAAUUUUGCCUACAAUCAAUACCCUAAACCCCUAUGAAUUAAACUUAGGA
Dryobates pubescens (Downy woodpecker) is the source of this 2894-nucleotide messenger RNA. It is a transcript of the gene L3MBTL2, whose product is annotated as L3MBTL histone methyl-lysine binding protein 2. The transcript is spliced from 17 exons. Gene Ontology annotation, biological process: regulation of DNA-templated transcription. Gene Ontology annotation, cellular component: nucleus. Gene Ontology annotation, molecular function: zinc ion binding. Lineage: Eukaryota; Metazoa; Chordata; Aves; Piciformes; Picidae. The coding region runs from base 57 to 2210 and encodes 717 amino acids. The record is from RefSeq and is a predicted model, not a curated record.